AUGCGCUUCGAAAUCGUCAGCACCCUCGCCGCUCUGGCUGGCCUCGCCGCCGCCGACAAGAGCUGCGCCGCCAACAACUGGGAGACUCGCUACACGGCCACCGGCGUCCAGGAUGUCGCCGCCGCUGCUGCCACGGCCAAGUCGUCCAGCCCGACCAGCAACGUCCCCGGCAAGGCCUUUGAUCGUCUUGUCAUCAUCUACUUUGAGAACCAAAACUAUGACAAGUCCAUCGGUGACCCCAACUUCAACUACUUUGCCAAAAAGGGUAUCCUUCUGGACAACUACUUUGCCGUCACGCACCCCUCGCAGCCCAACUACAUGGCCUCCAUCGCCGGCGACUACUUUGGCAUGCAAAACGACAACUUCAUCCGCGCCCCCCGCAACAUCUCCACCGUCAUCGACCUGCUCGAGUACCGCGGCGUCUCCUGGGGCCACUACCAGGAGGACAUGCCCUACUCGGGCUUCGAGGGCAUGGGCUUCAAGAACCAGAACAACGGCAAGAACGACUACGUCCGCAAGCACAACCCGGCCAUCAUGCACGACUCGGUCGCGCACUGGGAGAGCCGCCUGUCGCAGAUCAAGAACCUGUCCAUGAUUGACACGUCGCGAUCCAUGUUCCACAAGGAUCUCAAUGACGACAAGCUGCCGCAGUGGAUGUUCAUCACCCCCAACAUGACGUCGGACGGCCACGACACCGACGUCACCACGGCCGGCGCCUGGUGCCGCGGCUUCCUCGAGCCGCUGCUGGACAACAAGAAGUUUAUGAAGAACACACUCGUCCUCCUCACCUUUGACGAGAACGAGACGUACGCCAACCGCAACCAGAUCCUGGGCGUCCUGAUUGGCGACGCCGUGCCCAAGGAGCUCGUCGGCACCACCGACAGCAACUUUUACAACCACUACUCGGAGAUUGCCACGGCCUCGGCCAACUGGGACCUGCCCACGCUCGGCCGCUGGGACGUCGGCGCCAACGUGUACGAGAUGGUGGCGGCCAAGACGGGCGACAAGCUGCGCAAGUGGUCGUCGCCCGAGCAGCUGCAGGGCAUGUACUUUAACUUUUCGCAGGCCGGCCAGUUCAGCACCGCCGGCGGCAACAAGCGCUUCCCCGCGCCCAACCUGAAGCUGGACGAUGCCGCCAACGGCCGCAAGAUUCACCCCCGCGUCAAGGAGAUUUGGGCCAACAGCCAGGCGCCCACGUACUACGAGGACACGGUCGAGGUGCCCGACGGCCUGCACCCUCCCAAGGGCUACGCGCCCUCCAAAUAA
Molecule: messenger RNA, 1266 nt
Organism: Akanthomyces muscarius
Lineage: Eukaryota; Fungi; Ascomycota; Sordariomycetes; Hypocreales; Cordycipitaceae
Exons: 2
Coding region: 1-1266 (421 amino acids)
Biological process (GO): phospholipid catabolic process
Molecular function (GO): hydrolase activity, acting on ester bonds
Source: RefSeq, a predicted model, not a curated record